GUGAUAGAGACGGGGGCACUGGGGAGGCUGUAGCAGGCUCUGGGGAGGAGCAGCAGUGUCUCUGGCUCUAGCAGGCUGCAGGGGGCAGCGUCUCUGGCUCUAGCAGGCUCCGUGCAGGCUGGGAUGAUGCUAUCUGGUGUCAGGCUCCUGGCCUGGGGCUGGCUGCUCUUGCCUGUCUGCAGGGCGCUGGAAGACUGCGCCGCCUGCGUCUUCCCCUUCAUCUACCAGGGGCAAUCGUACCCCACGUGCACCUGGGACGGAAGCUGGGCCGGGUGGACACUAUGGUGCGCCACCACCGCCAACUACGACCAGGACUCCCGCUGGAAACGCUGCUAUGAGACGGAGUAUGGCGGCAACACAGAUGGGCAGCCCUGCGUCUUCCCCUUCGUGUACCGGGGCCGGGCGUUCUACACCUGCACCGACGAGGCCGCCAAGCCACGCAGGUUCUGGUGCGCCACCACUGGGAACUACGACCGGGACCGGCGCUGGAGCUACUGCCCUGACACCCUACUGGCUGGCAAUUCCACGGCUCCCUGCGCCUUCCCGUUCACCUACCAGAACCAGACCUACCUGGGCUGCACGGCAGAUGGGGACGCCAGCGGGAAGCCCUGGUGUUCUCUGACCAGAAACUACGACGUGGACCGGAAACGCAUGUACUGUCUGGACUCAGAUGGGCGCCCACCUGAUGCAGCAGAGACCCCAGCCCUGGCCUUGCUCCCCUCACCUUUCUCCAGAGCUGGCAGGCGGGGAGCAGAGCAGGGCUGGAGGGGGAGGAAGAGACGCUGGGCGAGAAGAUCCACGGGCCAGUCAAGAUCCAGCCGUUAACACGCGUGAUGUGGCUGCGUGGCUACUCCAGAAACCCCCACCCCCACCCGGAGCCAUGAAAGCCUAGAGAAAAGGGUGUUAAAAUCCAGCCUCUCGCAGCCUGCAUUUUGCUGGGCUUUGCUCCUGUCCCCGGCUUUUUACCUACAUCCCGUACGACCCAGUCCUGCUCCCCCCGGCAGCCACACGCCCCCUGCAUCCAGCUCCUGUGCUCACACAGACCCUCAGUGCCCCCCGCUCUAUGGACAGCUGGGCCCUGCCUGGGCGUCUGGGGACGUGGCUCUGCCCGGGCAGACCUGAGGGCACUGUGAGGGGCUGGCGUGGACUGACUUGUGAACUCUGCUACUGCACUGGCACUGCCAUGGCGAGGGGCCGGCUGAUCAUCCCAACUCCCCCCGGCCCUGGGGCCUGUCCUGGGAAUUCACCUGCCCCCGGGGGGAGGGAGCUUCGAGUCAUGGGUGGCUGCGUCAUGCUCGGGGCCAGUGGUGAUUGCACAUCUCUGCCUCUGCUUCCCUCGGCCAGUCACAGCAAAGGUCUCUGGCUGGAGGCCCCUUUGCUCUGCCCCCUGCUGGUGUCAGCCCAAAUCCCGGCCCAGAGCGAUACCCGCGCAGAGAUGGAGGCCAGCCGGCAGCCGGCUCCUGCCAAGAGACCCAGUCGGCAGAGUGGAGAGAGUGAUGCACCGAGCCGAGCCUGGACACAGACUGAGCCCCCCACGGCGACCAAGGGGAGAGGGAGGCCCCGGUGGGUAAAGCCUGUCCUGUGAUUGGGGGGCACCAAUCAGCCCCCCUGGCUAACAGGGAUGGAGGAAGCGACAAUUGCCCCCUGCGAUGGGUGUAUAGAAAGUCAUAACCAAUGUGGUUUCUGUGCUAGUCCGUCUCCCCCGCGGCCGUCAGUAUCACUGCCCUUGGGUGUGGCCAGCCCCCUUUGGACUCCCGUUUGCCCAUUAAGAGACUGGCCCUGGGCCGUGUUCGCCCCGUGGUUUGAUGCUGCAGACGAUUUAACGCAGGUGUCGCUGCGUGCUCAUGUCACCAGCUGUGCUUUGCCGUUGGGGCUGGGCUGGUUGGACCCUUUGUUAGCUGGGGAGGGUUUGCAGGAGUUUCCCCUCCGCGCCGUGUCGUUCGGAUUUGGUUUUUCUUUGCUCGUUAGCUGAAUAAAAUCUCCAGCGCA
This is a messenger RNA of Malaclemys terrapin pileata, 1989 nucleotides long. RefSeq names its product matrix metalloproteinase-9-like. Gene Ontology annotation, molecular function: heparin binding. Bases 124 to 825 code for a protein of 233 amino acids. The record is from RefSeq and is a predicted model, not a curated record. Gene Ontology annotation, cellular component: cell surface. The transcript is spliced from 5 exons. Lineage: Eukaryota; Metazoa; Chordata; Testudines; Emydidae.